AUGUUCUUUGCCCAUAUGGGAUGGCUUUUGGUUCGAAAACAUCCAGAAGUUAAGCGAAAAGCCUAUUUCAGGCACUACAAGAAAAUGGUACUUAUGUUCUGGUUCAUAGUGCCAACAUUUGUGCCGAUGCUUCUUUGGGGUGAGUCAUUCGUGGUCGCUUUCUACACCUGCACACUUUUGAGAUAUUGUUUGGCUUUGCAUGGCACAUGGUUGAUCAAUUCAGCGGCGCACAAAUACGGUUACAGGCCGUAUAAUCCGAAUAUCUCACCUCUGGCAGCAACAGCGAUGGGUGAAGGUGGCCACAACUAUCACCACACGUUCCCACAAGAUUAUCGGACAUCCGAAUAUGUGCUGCAUCUGAAUGUUACCAAGCUUUUUAUCGACUUCCUGAUUUUGCUUGGAUUGGCAUAUGAUAUGAAAAUUGUGCCACAAGAGAACCGUGACGAUGUAUUACAUCGCGGAUGA
Messenger RNA from Gongylonema pulchrum, 465 nucleotides. NCBI's taxonomy places the organism in Eukaryota, Metazoa, Nematoda, Chromadorea, Rhabditida, Gongylonematidae. The record is from the annotation of a GenBank genome assembly.